AUGGCUUCGGUCGCAGUGCCCUUGCCCUCCCGCCACAAGGCUCUUGUGUACGACAAUCCCGGAAAACUCUCAGCCAAAAUCGAAGAGAUCGAAACGCCCAAGCCUGGCGUCGGUGAAGUCCUCGUCAACCUAACGCAUUCAGGAGUGUGCCACAGUGACUAUGGAGUCAUGACCAACGCCUGGUCUACUCUCCCCUUCCCGACACCGAAGAAUCAAGUUGGUGGUCAUGAGGGUGUGGGCAAAGUUGCAGCACUGGGACCGGGUACUGAAGGCUCGGGACUGAAAAUUGGAGACCGGGUCGGAAUCAAAUGGAUAGCCUCAGCAUGCGGGAACUGUAUCCCUUGCUUGGAGGGCGCCGAUGCCAACUGCACCUCGGCCAAGAUCUCGGGAUACUACACUCCAGGAACGUUUCAACAGUACGCUCUCGCCCCAGCCCACUAUGUGACACCAGUCCCGGAGGGUCUUCCCAGCGACAUCGCGGCGCCCAUGAUGUGCGGGGGUGUUACUGUCUUCAGCGCCCUGGCCAAGAGUGGCGCGAAGCCAGGCGACUGGGUGGUGAUUCCGGGUUCAGGAGGCGGGUUGGGCCAUCUUGCUCUGCAGAUCGGGUCAAGAGGAAUGGGCUUCCGAAUGAUCGGAAUCGACAUGGGCGAGAAGGAAAAGUUGUCCAGGGAUUGCGGGGCCGAGGUGUUUUUCGAUCUGUCCAAAUACAGCCGGGAUGACACGGGCACCAACAGACUCGUUGACGACGUCAAGGCUGCAACUGGCGGCUUUGGUGCUUCCGCCGUCGUGGUUUGCACGGCUAGCAAUGUUGCCUACGCCCAGGGAUUGAGGUUCCUCAAGUUUAGAGGCACCUUGGUCUGUGUUGGUGUGCCUGAGGGUGCUCCCGUGGCCAUUGCAAGCGCGAACCCUGGCGCCAUUCUCACACAGGAGCUCCGAAUUGUCGGUAGUGCGGUCGGGAACAGAAAGGAUGCUAUCGAUACUCUGGCCAUGGCAGCUCGGGGUGUUGUUAAGACACAUAUCGAAGUCCAACCAAUGGAUAAAUUGACCGAGGUGUUUGAGAGGAUGGAACAGGGCAAACUACAAGGCCGCGUCGUUCUUGACCUCAGCGGUUAA
Molecule: messenger RNA, 1113 nt
Organism: Exophiala dermatitidis NIH/UT8656
Lineage: Eukaryota; Fungi; Ascomycota; Eurotiomycetes; Chaetothyriales; Herpotrichiellaceae
Product: alcohol dehydrogenase
Exons: 3
Coding region: 1-1113 (370 amino acids)
Molecular function (GO): oxidoreductase activity
Source: RefSeq, a predicted model, not a curated record